CUGUCCUGUAGUUGCCUCCACAUCAUCACUGGAUUUGGGAGAAUUCAUUAUUAAUGUUGAACUAAAUGAAUAAUUAUUUGAGCAGCAUAAGUGCAUGCAGUCAGUGUGUUUCAGCAGUUUGAGGGGCUGAAACUGAUUAAACCAUGAUGAUGUCACAGAUAGAGCCGACCAAUCACCAUCAGUGUCCUCAGACUCAGAGUUCAUCUGAGAGCCACUGACGCUCAUUUCUCCUGGAGCUGGACGUGUGCGAGAGCGAAGUCAUGAGCAAACACUGGGCUGCGCUUCUGCUCGUCCUGAUUCAGCUUCACUGCAGCGCCUGCUGUCCUGAACUCUGCCAGUGCUUCUCGGCCGCAAAGGUCGUCUGCGGAGACGAUGCCAUGAAAACCCUACCUGUCAACAUCUCAGAACAGGUCAGAGAGCUGAUUGUAGUGGCGUUGGGCGUCACGCAUCUGGACGGCCGUUCCUUCAGAGAGAACCUCACACUCACCAAACUGGUCGUCCUCAACAGCGUCUUGAAAACGGUCUCACACGACGCCUUCGACCGCCUGCUUGAGCUGCAGGAGCUGGAAAUCAGUGGAAACUCUUACUGGUUGAUGUUUGACGUGCGGACCUUCAGCUCGCUGACCAACCUUACAAGACUGCUUCUCAACAACAACAAGAUCAGCAUUCUGGACGUCGGCAUUUUUGACUCCUUGCAGAAACUGGAGAUGCUGCAGUUGAGGGGGAAUAUCUUGUCAUCUCUGCCCGAUCGUCUCUUCCAUCAUCUCCACAAACUGCGGGAGCUGGACCUGUCCUUCAACCAGAUCAGCUCGGUCUCGGAGGAUGUUUUCCAGAACAACUCUCUCCUGAGAGCGCUCUCACUGCAGGCCAACAUGAUCCCACAGCUUCCGACAGGGAUCUUCGCCCACCUGGAUCACCUGGAGGAGCUGAACCUCCGCAGCAAUCACAUAAGUGACCUAAGCGCCGACGUGUUUCCGUCCAGCCUGCGGAAACUGAUCCUUAAGAAGAACGCGCUGGCGCAGCUUCACCCCUCUGUCUUUCACAAACUGCAUCACCUUACCUAUCUGGACCUGUCUCAGAAUAAGCUCUCUGAGGUUUCUUCGGAUCUCUUUCAGAACCUCAUCUUGCUGAAAAAGCUGGAUCUGUCUGAGAACCGGAUUACGACACUGCCCAGCACCGUCUUCAAAGGACUGUUCGGUAUAAAAGCCAUCCAUCUGCAGAAGAACAAACUGAUCUCACUAGAAGUGGAUCUGCUGAAGGAUCAGCACGACAUGGAGCAGCUGUACCUGUCCAUGAACAGCCUACAGAGCAUCCCGGACGGCUUCUUCGAUGAGCUGGACUUCCAGUGCAUCGUUCAGCUCUACGGAAACCCCUGGCACUGUGACUGCGGGAUACGGUAUCUCUCCGACUGGCUGAGGAACAACCUCAGGAACGUGGAGGACGUGACACGGGUUUACUGUCAAUCUCCCGAGUUUAUUCGGGGACACAGCGUUGUGUCUGUGGACAAGGAGCGUCUCGACUGUGUGAAAAACUCCAGUUCUGAGUUUCAGAGCUCCUCCGACACAAACAUUACAGAGAUCCCAGUUGAUGGCAAUGAUGGCGGUGGCGUUCGCUGCUCGCUUCAUGAUGUCAAAGGCACGGCAACCAUUCAGUGCAAACUCACUAAAUGCACCAGCGUGAAGUUUCAGGCUCUUUUUGAAUUUGUGGAUGGAAGUGAAUCGGAAACAGUCAUGAGCAAAGAGUGGCCAGCGCCUGCCAGAUGCUCCUAUGGGACUACUUAGUGUUCUUAUUUAACAGCACAUACUGCAAAGAACCAGCCGUCAUACACUCUCAGAAAAAAACGAGCGAAAAGUGUACCUUUAGUGUACCUGUAAAGCCUGACAUGUGAAAUGAUAAGUCCAGUGUGUUCAUCUUGAAAUAUUACUAACAAUAUCAAAGUUAUUCUUACAUUUGCUUAAUAAAAAUCAGUACAGAUGUUUGUGCUAAAAGACUUUUACUUGAUAAAAAAGCCUAACAAUCAGACGACAGAUGUAUUUAUCGUGAAGUUUUGAUCAUGUUGGUAACUUAGACGCCUUAGAAAUUUGCUUAUCAAAUAUGGUUAAAGUGCUACUAUGAACUUUUAGGAUAAAUAAAGUAUAAACUUGUCGCUUUAAGGAUUCUG
This is a messenger RNA of Ctenopharyngodon idella (grass carp), 2161 nucleotides long. Its product is annotated as carboxypeptidase N subunit 2. Lineage: Eukaryota; Metazoa; Chordata; Actinopteri; Cypriniformes; Xenocyprididae. The record is from RefSeq and is a predicted model, not a curated record. The transcript has 2 exons. Gene Ontology annotation, molecular function: protein binding. Bases 261 to 1781 code for a protein of 506 amino acids.